Molecule: messenger RNA, 2555 nt
Organism: Adelges cooleyi (spruce gall adelgid)
Lineage: Eukaryota; Metazoa; Arthropoda; Insecta; Hemiptera; Adelgidae
Product: plexin domain-containing protein 2-like
Exons: 10
Coding region: 201-1742 (513 amino acids)
Source: RefSeq, a predicted model, not a curated record
CAUCAAUAUAAUUAUUUGUAAAUACCUACUAAAUUGUUAAACCAGCAGUUGUUUUGUUCAUUUGAGAAGCAAUUGCUUUAUUAGUGAAAUAGCAACCCAUUUGUUCUCUCGACUUUUACAAGUUAUCGUUCAAUCCAUUAAAAUGUAUAAAUAGAAGUAUUAUUUCUACACGACCAACACGUUUUUAGUUCGUUUUAAAAAUGACGUCCAAAAGUUUUUUUUUGGAUGUAGUCUUCAUCUUUUUAACUAUCCUUAGAGUGUAUUGUGCAGCAAAUGAAGAUUUUUUCUAUAAGGUCUCGUUACAUGAUAAAAGUGAUAAUCAAAUUCACUUUGAAUUACCAUUUGAACGUGUGAAACGAACUGCUGCAGAACCACUAGAAAAUAAACCGAAAAAUACAUCAGUCCCCUUAAUAACAAAUAUGACAAAUAUAACUAAGAAUAUUGGAAAUGGAACACACAUUUUGGAACAAAAUAAGCAAGAUUUGAUAAAUUUAUCUUCUUCUACUUCUGUUGUAAUGAAAGAUUCAAAAGUUCCGCUUAUACAGGAAACAUCAGUAAACAGUAGUAUUGGCAAUAUUACUUAUUCUGGACAACCUCAACAAGUUGAUCUAGAACUUCCUCAAACGAUAACUAAUGAAACACUCAUCAAGAACAAUAUAACCAGAACUAAAAAUGAUUCUCAUAUAUACUAUAAUAGUACUGCUAUAAAUGACUCCAAUAUAUUCAAAAAAUAUUGGAAAGAGUUAAAAAAUAAUCCAAAUGCAAAUGUACAUGAAAUGUUAUCAGAUUCUCAUCGUAGAGCAGCAACUGUUAAUUUAACGUUCCAGUUUCCGUUCUAUGGUCAUCUAAUAAAUACUACUACAAUUGCUACUGGGGGAUUUUUAUAUUUGGGAGAUUAUAUUCAUUCAUGGUUGGCUGCUACUCAAUAUGUGGCUCCUUUGAUGGCCAACUUUGAUCUUAGUGUUUCAAACGAAUCAAAUAUUUAUUUUAUGGAUAAUGGAACUGCUUUCACAGUUACUUGGCAAAAUGUGACUUUACAAGAUAAGCCUAAAGCAGGAGAAUUUACAUUCCAGACCACUCUACAUUCUAAUGGGAAUAUUGUGUUUGCUUAUAAGUACUUACCAAUGUCAUUGAAAGCUAUUGAUGCUUCUAGUCAUCCAGUAAAAAUAGGAUUAUCAGAUGCCUAUGUAUUGGACAAAACUGUAUUUUUUGUAAGGCGAAAAACAAUAUAUGAAUACCAUCGAGUGACGUUUAACGAUGAUGAAGUGACAAAUAGUACUGUAAUAGUUCUAACAGCAUUACCAACUUGCUUAGAAAAGAAAAAUUGUACAAGUUGUGUGAAAAAAGAUACUAAUUUUCAAUGUUUUUGGUGUGACAAUCGUUGCUCUUCGGGGCUUGAUCGAAACCGUCAAGAUUGGCAUAAGAAAGAUUGUGAAAAGUUAAAACUUAUGAAUGAAGAAAUGUGUAUAAAUGGCAUUACAACUCCACAUCCACCAAAUAUGAAUACACCAACCAUGGAAAAAUCUUCUGAUUUAGGACCUCAUACUGCGCCUUCUUCAAACACAAGCUUAUUUUUCAUUGCACUAUGUUUAUCUCUUUUGGUAAUGUCUACAGUUUGGAUAUUAUAUGCUUACCUUUAUCCACAUACACGAUCUGGACAACUGCUCAUUAGAUAUCGACCCAGUCAAUGGGGUUGGAGAAGAGGAGAAGCUCGUUAUACAGCUGCCACCAUCCAUAUGUAAAGAGAAAUGAUGUCUGAUGUCAAAAAAACCAAUGUACAUUGUACAAAACAAAAUUAUUCAAUAAUUAAUUAGAAAUUAAUUAACAAUUUAAAAAGAUACAAUUUUUUAAAAACAUAUUUUUCAAGUAUAGUUUUGACAGUGUGAUAUUGACAACGAAAAAAAUCUUCUACUCAAUGACUACGCAGUCAAAUUUAUAUUUCUAAUUUUUGUAUCAUUCACUAGACAAGAAUCAUUAGAAAUGAUUAGAUUUAACUAAAUAACAUUUAGCUAAAAGCUAUUAAUUAUAUUAUAUUAUUUUACAUCUUUCAUAGACUAACUUAUGAUUGUUUACUUUAAUAAACUAUUAGUUAGCAAAUGCAUUAUUAUCUCCAUGAAUGCUAUUUCAAAAUGUUUUAUAAAGUGGGCCUUGCAAAAGAAAGGAGUUUGUAAUAAAACCAAUUGUAUUUUUUUUCAAGUAUAAAAACAAAAAAAACAUUAUUUCUUCAUAAUAUCAUUUUAAUAGUGUUUAAAGACUGUUUCAGCCUAGAAUUUGUUGUAUACGUUGAUUUUAUUUUUUAUAUUGUUAUUCGGCUUUUUUCAAAUUAUACACCGCUUUUGUGGAAAAAAGGCUUAAUAUUAUUGUUUUUUUAAUAAAUAUAUUUUUAGAUGAAUUUGUUGUAAGAUUGUUAGAUAAUAAUAAUUAUAUAUACAUAUAUAUAUAUAUAUGCACGUUAUGUUUUGUACUUAUGUUUUGAUUUUUGCAUAAUACAAUUUUAGAUUUAUUUAAAACUUAAAACUAACACAUUACCAGUAUUUAUAUUAAAUUUACUUUUU